Phanerochaete carnosa HHB-10118-sp is the source of this 1290-nucleotide messenger RNA. RefSeq lists its product as uncharacterized. The coding region runs from base 1 to 1290 and encodes 429 amino acids. NCBI's taxonomy places the organism in Eukaryota, Fungi, Basidiomycota, Agaricomycetes, Polyporales, Phanerochaetaceae. The transcript has 2 exons. The record is from RefSeq and is a predicted model, not a curated record.
AUGACCGCAAUCACUUCUGCUGUGAUCGGAAAGCCACCCGUCCCAGUGUCGUCUGUCGAGACGCCUUGUCCGAGGGCGAUAGAAGCGCUGCGGGCUCAGCUGGAAGAGGCAAUGAAGAGAAUUGAGGAUCUCGAGCGUACGGUGAAGACGAAAGAGGAGAAGUACGACAAUCUUCUCGAGCACACCGUCAAGUUGGAGGCUGAAGGGGCUGUCCUCACGGAGCAGAACAGCAGGCUGACUGCCAAAGUCGACGGGUUUAGGGCAGCCAGGGAAAGCGCGGAAAGGCAGCGCGCUGAAGCUGUGAAGCUGAGGGAGCAGUGGAAGGGGGAGUACACGAAGCUGAAGGACGCGAGCGAUCGCGAAGUUAGCGUUCUGAAAAGCAGUGUCAAGGGCUAUGCGCAAGCACGGAAGGAGCUCGAGACAUCGCAAAAGACGAUCGAGGAGCUCACCCGUGAGUUACAGCAUCUACAGACCGCUUACAGCAACAAGGAAUCGCUGCUUACCACCCGCUCCGUCGAGCUCCGCGCCGCACAGGUGUUCCUCAAUAAGAGCGACACCGUCUCGCACGGCGACGUGCAGCGCAUGCUGGAGCACCUGAAUGCCCAGAUUUUCCAGCUCGCGGCGCUCGUCACCGAUCGCACGGCGUUCUGCGAUGCACGGCUCAAAUACAGCGAGCUCGAAGGAACAUACGGCAAGACCGAGCGGUGGCUCGGGCUGCCGAUCGCGAACCUGCUGUAUCUGUCGUCGCAUGCAGAGGACCCAACGUGGGCACAGACAGGUCUGCAAGCCAUUACAGUCGAGCUCGCGGCCUGGAUCAUCAGCGCCUGGGACGUAUCCAUGGAUGAUUUACUCAACUCGUUGCUGACAAGCAUCCACAAGAAUAUAUUCGAGCGAGGUAAGUGUUUGAUUGAACAGGAUACUCAAUUGCGAUUGACCUCGUCGCCGCUUCAAGAACCUCAGGCAAUCUCUGCUCAUUGGCGAGUCCUUUCUCGGCGCUAUGCCAAGCAGCUGACGGUGCCGACCGAUAUCGUCGCCGACGCGACUGCCCAUCUUCUCGAUUGCCUGCACGGCGUUCUGCGCCUCUCUGGCGCUCGGGGAGUCGGCAACAGCAGAGCGUGGGGCGCAGCGUACGCGGACAGGGCGCGGGACAUCGUCGUCCAGUGCAUGGCCAUCCAAAAGGCGAUUGGCGAGGACGUCGCGUCGAGCGACUUCCAGCUCAUCUGCCCUUCAGCCAACGUCGCCUUCGAUGCCGCGAGCAUGCAAGACGUGGACGAUUGUAGCCGCGUGUGA